Molecule: messenger RNA, 1688 nt
Organism: Zychaea mexicana
Lineage: Eukaryota; Fungi; Mucoromycota; Mucoromycetes; Mucorales; Lichtheimiaceae
Exons: 3
Coding region: 343-1539 (398 amino acids)
Source: RefSeq, a predicted model, not a curated record
CAAGUAGAAACCGCCAAGACAAAGCGAUUCCGGUUUUUCUUUGCAGUUGAGUGAAAAGCACUUGUCAAAAAAAAUAAUCACCGGUGAUGUUCACACCCAUAUGUGCGCACUAUUCCCAAAGUGGCGCAAAGUACGUAAAGUAGUAUUGUUAUUAUCUACAUUGUCACACAUACAUCCAUCUUGGCAGGAGUGUGCUGCCUUUAUUUUCUCACCUUGUAUUACCCCCGACGGCUUAUAACUGUCUGCUGUGCCCAGAGAGGAAAAACGAGAGCUACGGAGUGAGUAGCUUCUUUUUCCUAUUUCCGUUCUUUUUCUUUUUCUUUAUUGUUCAUGUCACAAUGAAUGCUUAUAACCCUCCGCCACCACCUUCAAUUUAUACUAAUCACCGUAAGUACCGCUAUAAAAAUAAGGAAGAAACGAAGCACGCUGAAACUCGGCUCUCCUAUUUAUUUGAUGCCUGUAUAUGAUACAAUAGCUCAUGGAGUUCGUCCCGGACCUGUUGCUGCACAACCACAACCACCACCAACGACACCUCACCCACAACAGUAUCGGCCUUCUUUGAAUGGAGGACCUAUGCGACCUCCACCGCUCGACACGUCUUUUAUCUACAACGGGUUUCCCUCUUCUCACAACAACAUGCACCACCAACAACCGUCAUAUUCACGAUACCCGCCGAACAACAUCUCCACUAACAGCAACAAUAGCGCAUACCCCGAGACACCCGCACUUACGAGCCGUCCACAAUCAAUGUACCAAGCACCACCGUCGUCAAACGGUAUAAGUGCUAAUAACGAAGCUAGCCAACGCUCACGCCGUAUAUCUGUUACAACGGGAGAUAAUGGAUGGAAAGUAUCGUCGAUAGGACGGUCUAACACAAACCUACAGCACCACCACCAUCAGCAGCAGCAUCAGCGACCAAUGACGACCGAAAAAUCCACAACAAGUUUUGAAGCAGGAAAUGGGUUCAAUGAUAGGCGAAUGCGGCGCCAAUCCACGGGAGCAACCGUUAUUGAACGUCCAAUCACGCCAGCAUACACUCCAAGAGAAUCCUACUAUGGAUACUUUUCACCGACACACGCGACCAUGUCACCUCAAGAGCCCGUUGCACCAACUAUGCCGCCACAGCCAACAAACAAAAGAGAGUCAUUUGUCGGCGGCUUUGUUUUGCCGCCUGCAUAUCCACGGUAUAGACCACAACCUCAACCUGUCCAGCAACAGCAACAGCAACAAAUUCCUCCUUAUACGCCAUCACAGCCUUCGCAUCCUCAACCACAGCAGUAUCCAGGACCAUCACCGUCAUCUUUGUCAUUUCAACAGCAACAACACCAUGCUUUUAGCAGUAACAGUUAUCCUCAACACCAUCAACAUACGCGUUCCAACAGUUCAUAUUAUGCGAGUAACCAACAGUUUAGCACUGCUGCGGACGAAAUAACACCUCCAGGUGGUGCCAUAACUGAGUACUCUGGUGCAUCUUUUUCUGCUCAGCAGUAUCCGAAGACAACCACGCACAGCCGUCAUAUGAACGUGCGCGAUCAGUAAGAAGCGUACGAUCAGUCAAGAGUAACAAGUCGAUGAAGAGUGUUGGUAGCACGCCUGGAGAAGCAGCAGCAGCAACAACAACAACAAAGCAACCUCCAGGUAUGUUAGCCAUGCGCGAAUUCAAAAAGAAUCUGUCAAAAUGACGUAUG